This is a messenger RNA of Branchiostoma floridae (Florida lancelet), 1317 nucleotides long. RefSeq names its product nucleoside diphosphate kinase 6-like. Gene Ontology annotation, molecular function: nucleoside diphosphate kinase activity. The transcript has 3 exons. Bases 284 to 862 code for a protein of 192 amino acids. The record is from RefSeq and is a predicted model, not a curated record. NCBI's taxonomy places the organism in Eukaryota, Metazoa, Chordata, Leptocardii, Amphioxiformes, Branchiostomatidae. Gene Ontology annotation, biological process: GTP biosynthetic process; CTP biosynthetic process; UTP biosynthetic process.
CAAAGACACAUGGUAUCAUCAGAAAAAAAUUCAAUACCCCCGUCUCACGUGGUACAGUCCAGCCUUAUCAUGUCCCUGAGAGUUCAGUGACCCCAGAUAAACACAAUCAGCUGAUAAGGAGGUUAAAGGUCAGCAGACAAGGGGUGCUCACACAGAUUGGCCAUCAUACAUGGGCACUGCCCAACAAGACACUGUACCAAGUGACUUUCCAGAAUAGACUGCAAUCUGGUUGGUACACUACGACUGUACUAAGUAAUAAGCUUGGGGUUUUGAGACUGGACCAAUGGGGUGCGGGCGCCUCCAGCUGACCCUUGCCCUCAUCAAACCCGACAUCCACGGCCACCCUCGGCUGUACCGGCACCUCGUGGACACCGUCCUGCAGAACCGACUUCUGUUUGUGAGAAGCAGGGUUCUGAGAUGGUCCCAGAAAGACAGUGGCCACUUCUAUGCGGAACACGAGGGGAGAUUCUUCUACAACAGACUUGUCGGGUUCAUGGCUAGUGGGCAGAUGAGCGCACACAUUCUAGCAGGGGAACAUGCUAUCCGAAGAUGGCGGGAACUGAUGGGUCCAACCAAAACCUUCCGUGCGCAGUUCACGCACCGAAACUCGAUACGGGGACAGUUCGGACUCACCGACACGAGAAACUGUACGCACGGCGCCGAUUCCGAAGACUCCGCUCGGCGGGAGAUCGCCAUCUUCUUCCCGGAGUUCGACGCCAAGACGUGGUGGAAGGAACACUCGGAGUUCUUUAAGGAGGGGAUGGUCCAUUUUGAUGAGGAGAGGGUGGAGCAUAUACCAGUGGGGAAGGUUCAUUUUGGUGAGGGGUCGGUGGAUCAAAAACCAGUAGACAAAAUUAGCUGAUGACAAUGGAACUAUUAGUGUAUAAUAUAAUUACAUAUAUGCUGCCAAUUCAUAUAAAACUUAGUGUUGAUGAUGGUUUUAAGCUAGACAUCCUGGGAGAACAAGUUUAUGUAGUACUACAUAAUUCUCCCUUUAUCUCAAAUACAAAAUUGAUUAAGGAACAGAUUCUAGGUUGUGAAAAAGUCAGCUGUUUCAGACAGCAUCCACUAACUUUUAAUUCAAGUGAGAAUCAUUAGCCGAUCUCUCAUUCUCAGUCACUGACAAAAAAAAAGAGGAUCUUUUGAGAAGUUGCUCGAAUCGUUUUGUAUAACAUUUCAAUCUUUGUUCAUGUGACCUCGAUAUCAAACAUCACCAAGUCUAAGAUUUGUAAAUUAAUGAUGACAGCAGUCAUGUGUUCAUUCGUCUAUGUGUCUGGAAUGUUUUUUAUUAGACAGAAUUUACUGACGUCUUUGUGU